GACACGGCCAGAACACUGAGAGAUAUCAGGUCUUGAUGUAACUGGAGUGAAUAAGGGAACCUUCUUCCUGAGCACAGACAUUGGAGCUUGUUAUCAGCAUGAACUCAUAUUGGUUAGACAAACGCGUGAAUAGUUCAUAUCCAUCCUUCACUAUAGAAAGCAUCAGAAUGAUUCCGCAAACUACAAAAAUCUUAGACACCAAUGACUAUUCACAAAAGAUAUUAACAGACAAUGGUGAAUUGGCAGGAACUGGGCAGCAAUCAUUAUGUACAGAGAAUAAUUUAGUUAUCAAACAAGAGGACAAGAUGUAUGACUUAUCUAGUGAAAUGAUUAUCCCAUAUGAUAAACCACACAUAUUUACUGAGUUUUCAAAACAUAUUAAAGAAGGGAAAAGUCUACAGUCUAACCAAAGGAUUCAUACAAAGGCGAAACCUUUCAAAUGUACAGAAUGUGAGAAAAGCUUUAGAUGGAAGUCUCAUCUACUAGAACACCACAAAAUUCACACAGGUGAGAAACCACACAAAUGUACAGAGUGUGGAAAAAGUUUUACACAAAUGUAUCAUCUGAAAAACCAUGAAAGGAUUCACACAGGAGAAAAGCCUUUCACAUGUACAGAGUGUGGAAAAAGUUUUACACAAAAGAUUGAGCUGAAAACUCAUGAAAGGAGUCACACAGGAGAAAAGCCUUUCACAUGUACAGAGUGUGGAAAAUGUUUUACACUAAAGAGUUAUCUGAAAACUCAUGAAAGGAGUCACACAGGAGAAAAGCCUUUCACAUGUACAGAGUGUGGAAAAGGUUUUAUACGAAAGUGUGAUCUGAAUACUCAUGAAAGGAUUCACACAGGAGAAAAGCCAUUCACAUGUACAGAGUGUGGGAAAGGUUUUAUACGAAAGUGUGAUCUGAAUACUCAUGAAAGGAUUCACACAGGAGAACAGCCAUUCACAUGUACAGAGUGUGGAAAAAGUUUUACAAAAAUAAAUCGUCUGAAAUAUCAUGAAAGUAUUCACACAGGAGAAAAGCCUUUCACAUGUACAGAGUGUGGAAAAUGUUUUACAGACAAGAGUCAUCUGAAAAAGCAUGAAAGGAUUCACACAGGAGAAAAGCCUUUCACAUGUACAGAGUGUGGAAAACGUUUUACAGAAAAGGGUAGUCUGAAAAAGCAUGAAAGGAUUCACACAGGAGAAAAACCUUUCACAUGUAAAGAGUGUGGGAAAGGUUUUAUACAAAAGCGUGGUCUGAAUACUCAUGAAAGGAUUCACACAGGAGAAAAGCCAUUCACGUGUACAGAGUGUGGAAAACGUUUUACACAAAUGAUUAAUCUGAAAACUCAUGAAAGGAUUCACACAGGAGAAAAACCUUUCACAUGUACAGAGUGUGGAAAAAGUUUUACACAAAUAAAUAGUCUGAAAAGUCAUGAAAGGUAUCACACAGGAGAAAAGCCUUUCACAUGUACAGAGUGUGGAAAAUGUUUUACAGAAAAGAGUCAUCUGAAAAAGCAUGAAAGGAUUCACACAGGAGAAAAACCUUUCACAUGUAAAGAGUGUGGGAAAGGUUUUAUACAAAAGCAUGAUCUGAAUACUCAUGAAAUGAUUCACACAGUAGAAAAACCUUUCACAUGUUUGGAAAAAUGGAAAGAAGGUUUUUAUUGAAAUCAGGAAUCACAAAACAAUUUACUUUAUAUACACUGUGUACAAACCUUUGUACAAUUAUCCUAAAGAGGACAAACUCUCUAAAUAGAAGCAUCAAAAAGUUUCCUAUUGUAAAUGAUACUUUCUAAAUUCCAGUUAUAAAAGACCCAGAUUGGAAGUGCUCUUCUGCUGUCCUUUGUUCCUCUAUAUAUGUGGACCUCAGUUUCUCUCAUAUCAAUGUGAUAGAAUCCAAACACCACACAGGAAUAUACAGAUCUGUCCUCAUACUGACCAGUUUACACAACCAUUCACCACCAAAGCACCAACAGUGUUGUUUAUUAAUAUGCCAGUGUUAGGAGUUUUUCGUUUGUUUUACAUAGGGCAGAAAAUAAUUACAUUUACAGAAUAAAGAGUCUUUAUAUGAAUAGAGUGUUAGAGAAUUAUAUAAACAAGAACAUCAGUCUCAAAUGAUUGACAUCUGGGAGAUAUAUUUAAUGUGCACAUCUUGUGGAUAAACCUUUUCUUAUAGCAAUAGAUGCUUAGCAUUGUACAUGUUAUAUACCAGAGGAAUUAUUAAGGGGAAACUGAUUGUAUUUCAUGAAACACAAUAUCAGUAUCCGGUACAUAUGUGAUCAUAAUCAGUUUAAUUUAAAUGGCUACUAUAACCUACAUGUAUACUGGGUAUGCAAUAUGUGUAGAAAGUCCAAAUUGUACCAGCACUCCAGCGUAUAAAAGUAUAUAUAUUGCAAGUCACCCAUGGGCCACUGUCCCAAGCCCUAGAUAUAAUUAGUGAUGUUGAGAAUAGUUCACCGGCGAAUAGUUCCCGGUGAACAUAGCUUGUUCGCGUUUCGCCACGGCGGGCGAACAUAUGCGAUGUUCGAUCCGCCUCCUAUUCAUCAUCAUUGAGUAAACUUUGACCCUGUAUCUCACAGUCUGCAGACACAUUUCAGCCAAUCAGCAGCAGACACUCCCUCCCAGCUCCUGGACAGCAGCCAUUUUAGAUUCAUUAUGAUCCUGCAUUCUUAGUGAGAGGAGGGAUAGUGUAGCUGCUGCUGAUUUUAUAGGGAAAUUCAUAGCUAGGCUAGUGUAUUCAGUGUCCACUACAGUCCUGAAGGACUCAUCUGAUCUCUGCUGUAAGGACAGCACCUCAAAAAGCCUUUUUUAGGGCUAGAACAUCUUUUUUUUUUUUUGCCUGUGUAAUUUUGACUGUGAAACAUCAGUCUGCUAGAGUAAUCUAAUUGCAGUUGCCUGCCUGCCUGCCAGCGUGUGUGCCAGGCCCACUUGCCAACUAGUGCCACCAAUCAUAUUUGUUAUAACAGUAGUGUAAAUAUUUAAAAAAAAAACUUUUUUGACUGUGAAACAUCAGUCUGCUAUGCAGUUGCCUGCCUGCCUGCCAGUGUGUGUGCCAGGCCCACUUGCCAACUAGUGCCACCACUCAGAGUCAUUUGUUGUAACAGUAGUGUAAAUAUUUUUUUUAAAAAACUUUUUUGACUGUGAAACAUCAGUCUGCUAGUGUAAUCUAAUUGCAGUUACCUGCCUGCCUGCCAGCGUGUGUGCCAGGCCCACUUGCCAACUAGUGCCACCAAUCAUAUUUGUUAUAACAGUAGUGUAAAUAUUAAAAAAAAAAUUGACUGUGAAACAUCAGUUUGCUAGUGUAAUCUAAUUGCAGUUGCCUGCCUGCCAGCGUGUGUGCCAGGCCCACUUGCCAAGUAGUGCCACCAAUCAUAUUUGUUAUAACAGUAGUGUAAAUAUUUAAAAAAAAAAACUUUUUUGACUGUGAAACAUCAGUUUGCUAGUGUAAUCUAAUUGCAGUUGCCUGCCUGCCAGCAUGUGUGCCAGGCCCACUUGCCAACUAGUGCCACCAAUCAUAUUUGUUAUAACAGUAGUGUAAAUAUUUAAAAAAAAAAAAAAAAUUUGACUGUGAAACAUCAGUCUGCUAGUGUAAUCUAAUUGCAGUUGCCUGCCUGCCAGCAUGUGUGCCAGGCCCACUUGCCAAGUUAGUGCCACCACUCAUAUUUGUUGUAACAGUAGCGUAAAUAUAUUUUUAAAAAAACUUUUUUGACUGUGAAACAUCAGUCUGCUAGUGUAAUCUAAUUGCAGUUGCCUGCCUGCCAGCGUGUGUGCCAGGCCCACUUGCCAACUAUUGUCACCAAUCAUAUUUGUUAUAACAGUAGUGUAAAUAUUUAAAAAAAAACUUUUUUGACUGUGAAACAUCAGUCUGCUAGUGUAAUCUUAUUGCAGUUGCCUGCCUGCCAGCGUGUGUGCCAGGCCCAGUUGCCAACUAGUGCCACCAAUUAUAUUUGUUAUAACAGUAGUGUAAAUAUUAAAAAAACAAACUUUUUUGACUGUGAAACAUCAGUCUGCUAGUGUAAUCUAAUUGCAGUUGCCUGCCUGCCAGCAUGUGUGCCAGGCCCUCUUGCCAACUAGUGCCACCACUCAGAGUCAUUUGUUGUAACAGUAGUGUAAAUAUUUAAAAAAAACUCCUUUUUGACUGUGAAACAUCAGUCUGCUAGUGUAAUCUAAUUGCAGUUGCCUGCCUGCCAGAAUGUGUGUCAGGCCCACUUGCCAAGUUAGUGCCACCACUCAUAUUUGUUGUAACAGUAGUGUAAAUAUUUUAAAAAAAUAAUUUUUUGACUGUGAAACAUCAGUCUGCUAGUGCAAUCUAAUUGCAGUUGCCUGCCUGCCAGCGUGUGGAACGGGACAUGGCUAGCUUGGUAUCCAAUCUUGUGCAAAUGGGGAGUUUGCGGUUGUGCAAAUGGACUGUUUGCGGUUGUUUGCGGUGCGUUAAAGGGACAGUCUAGACAGAAAUAAACAUUCAGGAUUCAGAUAGAGCAUGUAAUUUUAAACAAUUUUCCAAUUUACUUUUAUCACCAAUUUUGCUUUGUUCUCUUGGUAUUCUUAGUUGAAAGCUUAACCUAGGAGGUUCAUAUGCUAAUUUCUUAGACCUUGAAGCCCACCUCUUUCAGAUUGCAUUUUAACAGUUUUUCACCACUAGAGGGUGUUAGUUCACGUAUUUCAUAUAGAUAACACUGUGCUCGUGCACGAGAAGUUAUCUGGGAGCAGGCACUGAUUGGCUAGACUGCAAGUCUGUCAAAAGAACUGAAAAAAGGGACAGUUUGCAGAGGCUUAGAUACAAGAUAAUCACAGAGGUUAAAAGUAUAUUAUUAUAAAUGUGUUAGUUAUGCAAAACUGGGAAAUGGGUAAUAAAGGGAUUAUCUAUCUUUUAAAACAAUAAAAAUUCUGGUGUAGACUGUACCUUUAAACGGGGAGUUUGGUCUGUCACUGUGAAGCGGGCAUAACCCUUACACUACAUGAUCGAUACAACAUCAUACCUGAUGUUUUAAAGCACGUUAUUCCAAACAAUUUAGGAAUGUUAGGUGAUUUAUGCCCUUUAUGGCUUAAAACCAGACUCUGCAUCAACUAUGUAAUUUUCCAUGGGAGUUUUGCCAUGGAUCCCCCUCCGGCAUGCCAUAGUCCAGGUGUUAGUCCCCUUGAAACAACUUUUCCAUCACUAUUGUGGCCAGAAAGAGUCCCUGUUGGUUUUAAAGUUCGCCUGCCUAUUGUAGUCAAUGGCGGUUUUUAGGUUCGCAACAUCACUAGAUAUAAUAUCAUAAAACAAACUCAAGUGACAGCAAAUCUAUGUCUUAUUUAUUCAUAUAAGGAGACAAACAGGCAACGUUUAGGGACAAUAUCCCUUACUCAUGCCAUCAAUGGCAUGAGUAAUGUUCUGUAACUUGAUAUUAUGUCUGUUAGAUGAUUUCAUGUUAGUUAGAAGCCACAAGAACUGAUAAUAGCACAUACUGUAUAUAUAAAGGGAACAUUAUAUGUCUGAUAAAUCCCUUUGUAUCAAGAGCACAAGUGUUAGGUAUAUUUAUACCAUUGUGUGCAUAUAUCAUGUAAUGCUGCUGUUUACUAUAUAAUGAGAUACAAUGUUUUUCAUGCAAAUAAAAAGUGAUUGUAAUCCA
Messenger RNA from Bombina bombina (fire-bellied toad), 5593 nucleotides. RefSeq names its product gastrula zinc finger protein XlCGF26.1-like. Gene Ontology annotation, biological process: regulation of transcription by RNA polymerase II. The transcript has 2 exons. Gene Ontology annotation, molecular function: DNA-binding transcription factor activity; RNA polymerase II cis-regulatory region sequence-specific DNA binding. NCBI's taxonomy places the organism in Eukaryota, Metazoa, Chordata, Amphibia, Anura, Bombinatoridae. The record is from RefSeq and is a predicted model, not a curated record. Bases 99 to 1649 code for a protein of 516 amino acids.